This is a messenger RNA of Lepisosteus oculatus (spotted gar), 1195 nucleotides long. RefSeq names its product LYR motif containing 5b (gene lyrm5b). Gene Ontology annotation, biological process: respiratory electron transport chain. The record is from RefSeq and is a predicted model, not a curated record. Gene Ontology annotation, cellular component: mitochondrion. Lineage: Eukaryota; Metazoa; Chordata; Actinopteri; Semionotiformes; Lepisosteidae.
AACCCAUACCCUAGUAAUGGUCAAGGAUCUGGGUGAAAAAUAAAUAGAUAAAUUAGUCUAAACGUCUAAAUACGAACAGGCCUGAGUCGUCGAUAAGGCAGAAUUAGUCAAAGUAAAUACCAUGUCUCCUGUAACCUAAUGUUUCUGCUUGGACUUUUGCUUAUUCUGCAGGUUUUCCCAAUUCUUAAAAACUGUGCCUUCGUCUGUCGAACGACUUUUUUUUUCUUACCAAAAUUUCGAGCUUCACCUUCUGUGAAGACCGCAAAGGUCUGGUUCGUGUGACAAUGGCCAGUCCUCUCCGAGGUGAAGUAGUCAGACUGUACAAGAAUCUGCUUUAUCUUGGACGGGAAUACCCCAAAGGUGCAGAUUACUUCCGAGAUCGCCUCAAGACAGCCUUCUUAAAAAAUAAAGAUGUCACGGACCCGGAAAAGAUCAAACAGUUGGUAGCUCGUGGUGAGCAUGUUAUCAAGGAGUUGGAGGCUUUGUACUACCUGAGAAAGUACAGAGCCAUGAAGCAACGCUACUAUGAGGAGACUAAGAAUUAAGCCAUCACAGUGGACUUAAAAAAUGAUAUUGCUCUUGCCACAAAAGGAUCACUGGACAUCAUUUCGUACGGCAUUACUUUGAAUUGUCUUGGAAAUAUGGGACUGAAAUCACUUUCCUUUACCAUCCAGAGUGCUUUAGUUUUUGGUGCUUUAUAUGAAUGUGGCAUUAGUUAAGGUGUGUGGCAUGCACAAAAUAUGUAUGAUGACUGUAAGAUCAUGUUUGCAGGUUCACAAAGGGGGAUUUGAUUAUAUAUAUGGAAUCUAAAUGCCAGGAAGUACACUGUAAUAGAAGUGCUGUUGAAAUGCUACAUUAGAGUAUAAAAUCUGCAAAACAUUUAGAGAUCCUAUAUACCUUUUCAACAAGGAAAUCAGUGUGUCCAGAUGCUGGUAAUGGGCCAUCUGUAACAAAUACAGUGAAUUUUAAUUUAUCACGUAGAGAUGGAUCACAAAUCUUUAGUCAUUCUCUACGCUUUUUGUACUGUACAUGAACAGAGUAAUGUAGUAUUAAAAACAGACCUUUACCGACUGCAACCACAUUGAUUUAUAGAAAUUAAUUUUUGGAAAUCUUUGACAUGACAAAGGCAGAUGGGUUUUAAUAUGGAACAAUAAAAUGUUUUUAUAUCAAUAAAUUAAAGAUUUACUCCAGUUUA